Limanda limanda (common dab) is the source of this 1582-nucleotide messenger RNA. RefSeq names its product transcriptional adaptor 3 (NGG1 homolog, yeast)-like (gene tada3l). Gene Ontology annotation, molecular function: transcription coactivator activity. Gene Ontology annotation, biological process: regulation of transcription by RNA polymerase II. Gene Ontology annotation, cellular component: SAGA complex. NCBI's taxonomy places the organism in Eukaryota, Metazoa, Chordata, Actinopteri, Pleuronectiformes, Pleuronectidae. Bases 52 to 1347 code for a protein of 431 amino acids. The transcript is spliced from 9 exons. The record is from RefSeq and is a predicted model, not a curated record.
GUUUUUCCCAUCAUGGACGCCAUUCACUGACGGUAGUGGCAGGUCGGCAUCAUGAGUGAGCUGAAGGACUGCCCCCCCCUCAAGUACUACGACUUCAAGCCGGUGGAGCACCUGAAGGUGUGCCCCCGCUACACGGCCGUGCUGGGCCGCUCCGAGGACGAUGGGAUCGGCAUCGAGGAGCUGGACACGCUGCAGCUGGAGCUGGAGACACUGCUGUCCUCCGCCAGCCGCCGCCUGCGCGCCCUGGAGGAGCAGAGACAGAUCCUCACAGACUGGCAGGACAAGAAGGGAGACAAGCGGUUCCUGAAGCUGGGGAAAGACCCGGACCCAGCGGCCACGUCUCGCCACAAACCAAAGAAACAGAAGUUGGAUGGCAAAGGCAGUCACGGUCCAGGUCCCGGUCCCGGCAGACCCAAAUCCAAAAACCUGCAGCCCAAAGUCCAAGAGUAUGAAUUCACGGACGAUCCACAAGAUGUUCCCCGCACUCCUAAAAACGAUGCUCCCAACAGAUUCUGGGCGUCGGUGGAGCCGUAUUGCGCUGAUAUCACAAAUGAAGAGAUACGGUUGAUAGAAGAGCUUCUGAAGCCCCCGGAGGAUGAGGCUGAGUACUUCAAAAUUCCAGCACUGGGGAAACACUACUCUCAGCGGUGGGCUCAAGAGGAUCUGCUAGAGGAGCAGAGGGAGGGAGCACGAGCCAAUGACAAGAAGAAGAGCCUGAUGGGAGGACCGUUGUCUGAACUGGAUGCUAAAGAUGUGGACUCAAUGCUGAAAAAGUCAGAGUCUCAACAUGAGUCUCCAGAGGACGGCUGUCCCUUCGGUCCUCUCACUCAGCGGCUGCUCCAGGCCCUUGUUGAGGAAAACAUUAUAUCCCCCAUGGAGGAUUCUCCUAUACCAGACAUUUCAGGCAGGGAUGCCAACGAUGGUGCUGGAACGUCUCCUCGAAGCCAAGGGAAAGCUUUUAGUGUUCCUCACACACGUUCGCUGGAGGCGCGGAUCAAAGAGGAGCUGGUCGCCCAGGGCCUGCUGGAUUCUGAGGAGCGACCUGGACCUGGAGGAGACUCGGAGGACGAGGUCCUGGCAGAGCUGCAGAAGAGACAAGCAGAGCUCAAAGCCCUGAGUGCUCACAACAGAGCUCGCAAGCAGGAGCUGCUUCGGUUGGCCAAAGAGGAGAUGCGCAAGCAGGAGCUGAGGCAGAGAGUCAGAGUGUCUGACAACGAGGUGAUGGAAGGAUUUCGGCGAAUCAUGGCAGCCAGGCAGAAGAAACGCACUCCAACCAAGAAGGAGAAGGACCAGGCCUGGAAGGCACUGAAGGAGAGGGAAAGUAUCCUCAAGCUACUGGAUGGAUAGAAGAGGAUGAAGAAGAAGAAGAAGAAGAAGAAGAAGAAAGAGAAGCUUGUGUUUGGUUUUUGUUGGAAGCAUUUUUUCCCCCGACACAGAUCAGACAGCUGUAACGUGGUCAGUGAACAUCUGUAUCUACGGUUAUGAAUGAUACAGUUUACUGCAGGUGAACAUCUUUUGAGUAGAAACAUCUGCAGCAGUAUUUUUAUGUCGUGUACAACAGAAAAACUGAAAUGAUCAUUAA